Dicentrarchus labrax (European seabass) is the source of this 5601-nucleotide messenger RNA. RefSeq names its product ATPase phospholipid transporting 8A2 (gene atp8a2). The record is from RefSeq and is a predicted model, not a curated record. Gene Ontology annotation, biological process: neuron development; phospholipid translocation. The transcript is spliced from 36 exons. Lineage: Eukaryota; Metazoa; Chordata; Actinopteri; Moronidae. The coding region runs from base 240 to 3797 and encodes 1185 amino acids. Gene Ontology annotation, cellular component: plasma membrane. Gene Ontology annotation, molecular function: magnesium ion binding; ATP binding; ATP hydrolysis activity.
ACCCUCCUUUUCCCGUCUGACUUGACGCUGGCUGAAGCAGCUGCCCUUCACAACAUUACCUCCGCGGUCCAUCCGAGAAAUAAUGAUCCCCGAGCAGCAGCAGCAGCAACGGCGGCAGCAGCAGCAGCAGCAGCCUGGGCCCGGAGUAGCACCCUCCUGCUCUGUCGGUGAGCCAUGAGCAUGCCACCGCUCCGGCCUCCUCGUCCCAGCCUCACCGACAGUCGUUCACCACCAGCAAGAUGUAUUUCAACCGGAGAGCCAAAAAGAUACACAGCGAGGGAGAGCAGUUAGUGUUGACCACCCUUAGGCAGGAGGCUUCUGAACUGCAGGACCCAAGCCAAGGCACCGGGGCUACCAUGCGUGCCUGCCUCACAGACAGGUUUGACAAAACCUCGCCUCUCUCCCAUCAAUCCAACGGUGCAGGACCCGCUUGCUCGUCCGCCGGUUACCGCAAGGCAGAUGAUGAGAUGUCCGGGACCACUUCCCAGGCGGAUCCCAUAGACGCCACGGCGCGGACGGUGCUGCUCAACCGGCCUCAGAAUACCAAGUUCUGCGACAACCAUGUCAGUACCACCAAGUAUGGGGUGCUCACCUUUCUGCCCCGAUUUCUGUAUGAGCAGAUCAGGCGGGCUGCCAACGCCUUCUUCCUGUUCAUCGCACUCAUGCAGCAAAUCCCUGAUGUAUCACCGACUGGUCGCUACACCACACUGGUCCCGCUCAUCUUCAUCCUCACCGUGGCCGGGAUCAAAGAGAUCAUAGAGGACUAUAAAAGACAUAAAGCAGACAACACAGUUAACAAGAAGAAGACAACAGUGCUGCGUAACGGAUCCUGGCAGACGAUCAUCUGGAAACAGGUGGCAGUAGGAGACAUAGUGAAGGUGACCAAUGGCCAACACCUUCCAGCUGACAUGGUUAUUGUGUCCUCCAGCGAGCCGCAGGCCAUGUGUUACACUGAGACCUCCAACCUGGAUGGAGAAACCAACCUGAAGAUCAGACAGGGUCUCCCACUCACAGCUGGUGCUCAGACCCUGGAGGAUUUGAUGGCUCUGUCUGGUCGUUUGGAGUGCGAAGGCCCCAACAGACACUUAUAUGACUUCACUGGCACACUGCGGCUGGAGAACCAGAAUCCAGCGCCUCUGGGUCCAGACCAGGUGUUGCUGCGCGGCGCCCAGCUCCGAAACACACAGUGGGUUGCAGGAAUUGUUGUCUACACUGGCCAUGACUCCAAACUGAUGCAGAACUCCACCAAGGCACCGCUAAAGCGUUCUAACGUGGAGCGAGUGACCAACAUGCAGAUCCUGGUCUUGUUUGGCAUCCUGCUGGUCAUGGCCUUGGUCAGCUCUGUGGGCGCUGCCAUCUGGAACAGGGAACACACAGAAGAUGCCUGCUGGUACCUGUCCCGGGCUGGUGAUAUCUCCACUAACUUUGCAUAUAACCUGCUGACUUUCAUCAUCCUGUACAACAACCUGAUCCCCAUCAGCCUGCUGGUCACACUGGAGGUGGUCAAGUUCACACAGGCCCUCUUCAUUAACUGGGAUGUGGAGAUGUACUACUCAGAGACAGACACACCGGCCAUGGCUCGAACGUCCAAUCUUAAUGAGGAACUAGGCCAGGUGAAGUAUCUCUUUUCCGACAAGACAGGAACUCUGACCUGUAACGUCAUGCACUUUAAGAAGUGUACCAUUGCGGGAAUUACAUAUGGCCACUUCCCUGAUCUUGACGUUGAUCGUUCAAUGGAGGACUUCAGCAAUCUGCCAUCCAGCACCAAUAACUCUACAGAGUUUGAUGAUCCAACUCUCAUCCAAAACAUUGAGAAGAACCACCCUACAUCACCUCAAAUCUGUGAGUUCCUGACAAUGAUGGCAGUGUGCCACACAGUGGUCCCAGAGAGGGAGGAAGACCAGAUCAUUUUCCAAGCCUCCUCGCCAGAUGAAGGAGCGCUGGUCAAAGGGGCCAAAGGACUCGGAUUUGUCUUUACUGCAAGAACCCCACAUUCAGUCAUAAUUGAAGCUAGAGGAAAAGAGAUGAGUUAUGAGCUGCUGAACGUGCUGGAGUUUUCCAGUAACCGCAAACGUAUGUCUGUGGUGGUCAGAACCCCCGACGGGAAGCUACGGCUGUACUGCAAAGGAGCUGAUAAUGUCAUUUUUGAACGUCUGACUGAGGUGUCCCAGUACAAAGAUUUAACUCUUGCUCAUCUGGAAGCGUUUGCUACUGAAGGCCUAAGGACUCUGUGCUUUGCGUAUGUGGACCUGGAGGAAGACGCCUACCAGGAGUGGCUGAAGGAAUACAAUCGUAUCAGCACUGUGCUCAAAGACCGUGCACAGAAACUAGAGGAGUGUUAUGAACUACUGGAAAAGAACUUAAUGCUGUUGGGCGCCACAGCCAUAGAGGACCGUCUCCAGGCUGGCGUGCCAGAAACCAUUGCCACUCUGAUGAGGGCUGACAUCAAGAUCUGGGUCCUCACUGGAGACAAGCAGGAGACUGCCAUCAACAUAGGUUACUCCUGUCGUCUGGUGACACACGGCAUGUCCCUCAUCAUUGUCAACGAGGACUCUCUGGAUGCUACACGUGCCACACUGACAACUCACUGUUCAUCCCUGGGCGACUCCCUGAGGAAGGAAAAUGAGCUGGCGCUGAUUAUCGAUGGUCAGACAUUGAAAUACGCGCUGUCCUUCGAGCUCCGCCAGGCCUUCCUUGACUUGGCAUUGUCCUGCAAGGCUGUCAUCUGCUGCCGAGUGUCUCCACUGCAGAAGUCAGAGAUUGUGGAUAUGGUGAAGAAACACGUGAAAGCCAUCACGCUGGCGAUAGGCGACGGUGCAAAUGAUGUGGGCAUGAUUCAGACGGCUCACGUUGGAGUUGGGAUCAGUGGCAACGAGGGCAUGCAGGCCACCAACUCUUCUGACUACUCCAUAGCACAGUUCUCCUACCUAGAGAAGCUGCUGCUGGUCCAUGGGGCGUGGAGCUACAACCGUGUCACCAAGUGCAUCCUCUACUGUUUCUAUAAGAAUGUGGUCCUCUACAUUAUAGAGCUCUGGUUUGCCUUUGUGAACGGGUUCUCUGGCCAGAUCCUUUUUGAGCGCUGGUGUAUAGGCCUCUACAAUGUGAUAUUUACUGCACUGCCUCCUUUCACUCUGGGGAUAUUUGAUCGGCCGUGCAGCCAACAGAACAUGCUCCGUUUCCCACAGCUCUACCGAAUCACCCAGAAUGCCGAGGGCUUCAACACCAAGGUGUUUUGGGGUCACUGUAUCAAUGCACUGAUUCAUUCAAUUAUUCUCUUUUGGUUUCCGCUCAAAAUGUUAGAGCAUGACUCUUCCUUCAGUGACGGUCAGGGAAAUGAUUACCUGUUUGUUGGAAAUAUGGUCUACACAUAUGUGGUGGUUACAGUAUGUCUGAAAGCUGGAAUGGAGACCACCGCUUGGACCAGGUUUUCCCACCUGGCUGUAUGGGGAAGCAUGGUCCUCUGGAUGGUCUUCUUUGCUGUUUACUCCGCCAUCUGGCCCACCAUCCCCAUCGCCCCCGACAUGCUGGGCCAGGCUGGCAAGGUGAUGCAGUGUUGGCACUUCUGGCUGGGCCUCGUCCUGGUGCCUACUGCGUGUUUACUCAAAGACUUUGCUUGGACUGCCACUCGUCGCACUGUGAGGAAGUCUCUUCUGGAGGAGGUGCAGGAGUUGGAGGCGCGGGCCGUUGACCCAGGGGCAGCUGUACUUAGGGAUGCCAGCGGCCGCAGGUGGAUCAAUUUGAACUGCUGUACAAACCUGGUGUGUCUUCUGGUUUUGUCUGUAGUGCUCUCACUGUGAUUUAGCUGUGUGCGUGUCACUAGAGCUGUGUUAGACUGCGUUGUUUAGUUUUUGGGGGAAAUUUUAUAGAUAGAAAAAGUUAUAGAUUACAGCAUGUGCACUUAGGAUUGUAGAUGUUUGACCAGCAGUGAUGGAAAGUAACAAAAUACGUUUAGUAUAAUUAUAUUUUAAUAAAGAAUCAGAGUUUCCACAAUAUUUUGCUAAUCAAGAUUAGAAUGAGAUGUAUAAUGUUCUGCUAUUAUGACUCGCUGUGAUAAAGAGUCAGAUGUGUGUGAGUCACCAACUCAGGCUGUUUUCUCAGAGCAGUUCUUUCCUUGAAAAGAGCUGGAGAAGUCUUGAGGUAUGUUUUCAGAUUGGGGAGGGAACGGUGGGAAACAACACUGCUGCUCCUAACCCCUACACAGGGCCCCGUCCUGGACUGACCCUGCUUUAAACCCAGGAAAGCGGGACUGGAUCUUGGGGCCCUCUCCAUUUAGAAUAAGGGAAGUAAGGUAGUAGUGGGCAGAGAGGCGAUGGAGCAAAAUGGAAAAGAGCACAUCUGUGUUUGUAGUUCUUGGGGAGGUCCUGGGGUAGGCAUGGGAAAGGUAGAGCGCAGGAGCGUCUCGGGGGAAGAGUUCAAAGGAAACACAUCCUUGGGCCUUUCUGAAUCUGAAGGUAGCCAGAAAGAAACAUUACAGAAGUAGAGAGGACAACUUGAGUCGUACUGAUGCAUGAGCCUUUCAUUUAUUUGUCCAGCCACCAUUUGGUCUUUUAUCAUUCACUCAGCACUGUCAUCUAUCUAACAGACAUCAUUUUUUUUGGCCAAAGACUUCUUGAGCAAACUUCAGAGACCCUCACUUUUUUUUACAAAUGCUCUAGUGAAGGUUCCCAACAGUCACAUACAGUAUUAAGAAUUUCCUAACUGCCUGAUCCAAAUUUCAACCUUGGGAAGGCUGGCUUUAGUCCAUAACUACUCCGUUGAUCAUCAUAGGAGUUAGGGAAACCCCUCUUGUGUGAAUUUAAUGCUUCAUUGGAAGAUAAAUGUAGUCUUUCAUAUAAAAUUGAUUGCGUCAGAAAGUCACUUUUUGCCAGUGCUACAGGCGUCCUUGCAUUUACAUCCAGUGCCUAUGCCUAAUAACUAUAAUGACUGUUAUGAUGGCGAUAAGACUGGAGAGAAGUAUCAAACUUAACGUGUAUAUGUGUGUGUGUGUGUGUGUGUGCGCAUGCACUUGUGUGCAAUAUCUGGAAAGGGCUUAGUUAUUUUUGGUCACGGGAGGAGAGGAGCCGUGACGGCGUGUGGUCUCAGAACAGAGGAUCCAGUCUUCUUCUUGGAAAGAGGGGGAAGAAGAGGAGAGGAGGUUGAGGGGGGUUCUGGGGAAUAGUUUACUGUGGAUGUCCUGUUACCCUGCAGCUAGUUUAUGACUUACUGUUGGGAUAAAUUGGAUGUCAGAAGCACUUAGUGUCAAAUCCACCUCCUACCAACUUUCUGGACUUAAAUCUGCUUUGUUUGUAUGUUGAUCCGUGAAGGAAAAAUGUACUUAUCAGUGUUUUGCUCAAGGAAAGCUGAAGGUCGAAGCUUUAAAAAUCCUGCUGCCUUAAAUCUGUUGGCAGUUACAUUAUAUUUCGACAUAUCACAAAAAAAACCUGCCACUUCUCAUAACUGAAAGCAAAGUGAUAAAAGCACAGAGAAAUAUGUACACUAACUAAAAAAAUAUAUUUCCCUGUAGCUUGUAAUGGUGUUGUGUGUUAAUAGUGGAGAUUCUCUCUUUAAUUACCAACUGACUAACUGGUUAUGUGCCGUCACUGUGGAGUAACUGAUCUUUCU